Messenger RNA from Phyllostomus hastatus (greater spear-nosed bat), 9045 nucleotides. Its product is annotated as collagen alpha-4(IV) chain-like. Gene Ontology annotation, molecular function: extracellular matrix structural constituent. Lineage: Eukaryota; Metazoa; Chordata; Mammalia; Chiroptera; Phyllostomidae. Bases 430 to 5490 code for a protein of 1686 amino acids. Gene Ontology annotation, cellular component: collagen trimer. The record is from RefSeq and is a predicted model, not a curated record. The transcript is spliced from 48 exons.
UUUGGGGGUGCGCAAUGGGGAGGCGGCAGAGCGAAGUGGAGGGAGUGGCCAGCGGCCGUGCCCAGAUUAAGUGGGAGGCGCGCCGGGCGUGGGCACUCCGAGGGCCCGCUGGCUCCGGCUCCCGGCGGUGCCAUCUCGCUGCUUUCCCGUUCUACAAGCCGCCUCCAACUUGCAGCCGCUGAACUUGCCCGGGAGGGCGUGGUGAAGAGAGAGGCGGCUGAGUCGCUCCUGGAUUUGGGCGCAGCAGAGCCUGGAGGUGUGCGCCCUGCGGGCUGGCGAUGAGGCGGCCCCUGGCGCUGCGGGCGGCCCCCGGAGACCACAAGCCCAGGACAUAGCGCCUCACUCAUGAGGCGGGCGGUCCGGAGGAGGGGAGCGGCCCGACAGACCUGUUCGGAAGGACCCAGGCCGUCUGUGCAGUGAGCCCCGCGCAUGGAGUUAGUCAGGUGCGCUUUCAGGUGGAUCAAGCCCUUGGCCACAAACCACUGGUCAGUCAUCCUUAUCGUCUUUUCUAUGCAACAUGCAUACGGGAGCGGAAAGAAGUUCACCAGUCCUUGUGCAGGAAGAGAUCGCUCUGUUUGCCAGUGCUUUCCUGAGAAGGGGUCUCGGGGACAACCAGGACCACCAGGGCCCCAGGGUCCUAUUGGACCACCAGGACCUCCAGGACCCAUUGGGAUUCCAGGAGAGAAAGGGAUGAGAGGGGACAGCGGCCCUCCUGGAGCAGCCGGUGAAAGAGGAGACAAGGGUCCAACUGGUGUUCCUGGAUUUUCAGGUUUGGAUGGCAUCCCUGGGCACCCAGGGCCUCCCGGACCCAGAGGCAAACCUGGCUUGAAUGGCUACAACGGGUCAAGAGGUGAUCCAGGGUUUCCGGGAGAAAGAGGAGCUCCUGGUCCCAGAGGCCCCCCAGGCCUUCCUGGGGAAAUUGGAGAAAAAGGAAAUUCCGUGUUCAUUUUUGGUGCCAUCAAAGGUAUGCAGGGUGACAGAGGGGACCCAGGACCUCCCGGCUUACCAGGACCGAGGGGUGCUAGAGGACCGGCAGGCCCCGUGGGCUACCCAGGAGAGCCGGGGAUACCAGGACCUCCGGGCCAUCCUGGGAGUCCAGGUGUGAAGGGUAAUCCUGGCGUGGGAGUAAAGGGGCAAAUGGGAGACCCGGGUGAGGUUGGCCAACAAGGUUCUCCUGGACCGACCCUACUGAUACAGCCACCGGAUUCUAGUCUCUAUAAAGGAGAGAAGGGUGUGAAAGGAAUGCCGGGAAUGGUCGGACCUCCGGGACCUCCAGGACCCAAGGGAGAACCUGGUGUCGGGGAAAAAGGAGAAAAGGGUGUUCCUGGCUUCCCGGGCCCUCGGGGUGAGCCCGGCUCCCAUGGAUCUCCAGGUUUUCCGGGAUUAAAGGGGGAACAAGGAUACCCUGGAAGCCCUGGGCCGCCCGGACUUCCUGGGCCAAAGGGGGAUACUGGAGAUCGUGGGCCCCCAGGACCACCAGGGAUUUUGCUGACUCCACCUCCUCCAUUCAAAGGCCCUCCGGGAGAUCCAGGCCUCCCUGGCCGUUACGGAGAAAUGGGGGAUGUUGGGCCUCCUGGUCCCCCCGGGUCCCCAGGUCUGCCAGGGGAAGCCUGUCCAGGCACACCAGGACUCCCCGGGCUGCCGGGGCUCCCCGGCCCUCCCGGGGCUCCAGGGGAAGCAGGUGUUCCCGCGAGACCUGACCUGGCGCCGGGGAAACCGGGGCGCCCGGGGCCUCCGGGGUCGCCGGGAGCACCAGGAUGUCCGGGGCCUCCAGGAUCAGAUGUUAUAUAUUGUAGUGUUGGGCAUCCCGGACCACCAGGAGUAAAAGGCAAAAUGGGUCCUCCCGGAAGAAGAGGCUCAAAAGGAGAAAAAGGAGACGCAGGGCCCUGUGCCUGCAAGCCUGGCCCCGUGGGCGCCCCGGGCCUCCCUGGCCUUCCCGGGAGGCAGGGCAGUAAAGGAGACUUGGGGCCCCGCGGGUGGCCUGGAGAGAAAGGUCACCCGGGCCCUCCUGGUGCUGAAGGGCCUCCAGGGCCACCGGGAACACCUGGUGCCCCAGGACCGCCUGGCCACAAAGGAGAAAAGGGAGACAGGGUUGUAGCCAGACUGAAAGGGCACAAAGGAGAAAGAGGGCCUGAUGGGCUCCCGGGACCCCCAGGGCAGCGGGGACAACACGGUUGGGACGGACAUCCUGGCGUGCCAGGGGAUCCAGGACCCCCAGGGGAUCAUGAAGACGCGGCCCCAGGUGACCCAGGGUCUCCGGGACAGCCAGGCCCCCCUGGGAGAGAAGGACCGAGGGGGCCUCCAGGACUGGGAUUUCCCGGCCCACUGGGAGCAAGGGGGCAGCCAGGAGCCCCAGGCCGCCCAGGGGAGAGGGGCCCCGAUGGCCCGAAGGGUCAGAAAGGUGAUGCAGUUCCUUGUAAUGUCAGCUAUCCUGGGCAGCCAGGCCCUCCGGGUGCGGAUGGACUUCCAGGUCCGAAAGGAUUUCCUGGUCCUCGGGGUACUCCAGGGCCGAGGGGUUUUGACGGGCAAAAAGGUUGUCCUGGCAAACCGGGAGUAUCAAAAAUACCUGGUCCACCUGGUGUUCGUGGUGGCAUGGGAGAUCCAGGUUUGGAAGGGGACAAGGGCUCCUCUCCUGCCGGGCCCCCAGGCCCUCCUGGUUUACCUGGACCGGAUGGUCAGAAAGGAGCCCCUGGAGACCCCGCUUAUGGCCACCCAGGACCCCCAGGAAAGAGGGGUCCUUCAGGAAUGCCGGGGUUGAAAGGACUCAGGGGUGACCCAGGACAUCCCGGGCCUGCAGGGCCAGCUGGCGUGCCCGGAACCCCAGGUCUCAAAGGCCCUAAAGGCAGAGAGGGAAGUCCCGGGUUUCCAGGCAUCCCAGGUCCACCGGGCCAUUCCUGUGAAAGAGGUGCUCCCGGGACACCAGGGCCACCAGGUCUCCCUGGGGCUCCAGGCAGUCCAGGUGCCCCGGGCUGGAAAGGACAGCGAGGGGAUGCGGGGCCUCCUGGACCAGCUGGAAUGAAGGGCCUCCCCGGAGUCCCAGGGGGGCCAGGGGUAGAUGGACCCCUAGGACCCCCGGGAAUCCCAGGCCCCUCUGGGGACGAUGGACUACCUGGUCAUCCAGGCCCCAAGGGACCCCAGGGGCUGCCUGGCUUGCCAGGCUUUCCUGGAGAGAGAGGAAAGCCUGGCCCCAAGGGACACCGUGGCAGAAAGGGGGACGCUGGAGAGCAGGGCUGGCCUGGCUCCGGGGGAGACCAGGGAGUGAGAGGCGCCAAAGGAGACACAGGACCCCCAGGAGAUGAAGGAGAAAUGGCUAUAAUUUCCAAAAAGGGGAGCAUUGGGGACACUGGACCUCCUGGAGAUGAUGGACCCCCAGGAGAACAAGGUGAUAAAGGCUAUCCUGGGAUGCCGGGGAGAAGAGGAGAUGCGGGAAGACCCGGACCACCUGGAUUUCACAGAGGAGAGCCUGGUGAAGAUGGGUGGCCAGGGCUUCCUGGACCCCCAGGCCCUCCAGGCUCCCCUGGGCCCAGAGGGAUCAUCGGUUUUCCGGGAUUUCCAGGUGACCAGGGUGAGCUGGGUCUUCCAGGGCCCCCUGGACCUUCCGGAAUGGAUGGAAUGAGCGGACCCAAAGGAAGCAAAGGAGAUCCUGCAAGUCGGUUUGGGCCGCCUGGUCCAAAGGGUGAGCCCGGUAUCCCCGGAUGUCCAGGGCACGUGGGAGCGCCCGGCGAGAGGGGCGCGGCCGGGGCCGAAGGGCGCAGAGGACCGCCGGGACGGCCGGGACGGCCGGGUUUCCCCGGCCCGAAGGGGUGUCCAGGUCAUCCAGGGAGGCCCGGGCCAACGGGACCUCCAGGAGAAAUCGGGGAUCCUGGACCAGGAGGCCUCAUCGGGGAUCCCGGGCCACCAGGUCUUCCGGGGAUAAAAGGUCCCUCUGGGCUGCCUGGCCUGAACGGCUUGCAUGGUUUAAAGGGUCAGAAAGGAACCAAAGGCGCUUCAGGUUUGCAUGAAAUGGGCCCACCUGGUCCCAUGGGAAUGCCUGGGCUGAAAGGGGAGACAGGAGACCCCGGGCAUCCAGGAAUUUCUCCUCCAGGCCUUUUUGGAGAAAAAGGCCCCCCAGGCCCUCCAGGGAGACCUGGACCACCUGGGCCUGCAGGUGCCCCAGGAAGAGCUCCCACGGGUGACAUUCCUGACCCGGGUCCACCUGGAAAUCAAGGACCUCCUGGCCCUGAUGGUCCACAAGGACCACCCGGGCCUCCGGGGCUCCCUGGGAUCGUGGACCUUGUGCCAGGGGAACCGGGUGACUGUGGCCUGCCGGGGCCCCCAGGCCCCCCGGGCCCAGCAGGCCCUCCGGGACACAAAGGCUACCCAGGAUGUGACGGCAAAGACGGCCGGAAAGGACCGAUGGGAUUCCCGGGGCCGCCGGGGCCACACGGACGUCCUGGGGCACCUGGAGACAAGGGUUUACCUGGCCCUCCAGGCAGACAAGGGCCCCCUGGGCCGCCAGGUUCCAGAGGUGAACCGGGGCCGCCUGCAGAUCUGGAUGCCUGCCCCCGCAUCCCGGGGCUCCCUGGGGUGCCAGGCCCAAGAGGACCAGAAGGAGCCAUGGGGCUCCCUGGAAUGAGAGGCCCUCCAGGAGCAGGGUGCAAAGGAGAGCCCGGGCCUGAUGGCAGGAGGGGCAAGGAUGGCAUCCCAGGGCCUCCCGGGCCUCCGGGACACAAAGGUGACAUGGGAGAAGCCGGCUUCCCGGGAGCACCAGGCCCUCCAGGGCCCACUGGGGAUCCUGGGCCCAAGGGGUUCAGCCCUGGCUACCUCAGCAGCUUCCUCCUGGUCCUCCACAGUCAGACAGAUGGAGAACCCACCUGCCCCGUGGGCAUGCCCAGGCUCUGGACGGGCUACAGCCUGCUGUACCUGGAAGGGCAGGAGAGGGCUCACAAUCAAGACCUUGGUCUGGCCGGGUCCUGCCUGCCCGUGUUCAGCACGCUGCCCUUCGCCUACUGCAACAUCCACCAGGUGUGCCACUACGCCCGCAGAAACGACCGGUCCUACUGGCUGGCCAGCGCCGCGCCUCUGCCCAUGAGGCCGGUGUCGGAGGAGGACAUCCGCCCGUACAUCAGCCGCUGCGCCGUGUGCGAGGCCCCGGCUCAGGCGGUGGCGCUGCACAGCCAGAACCAGUCCAUCCCCCCGUGUCCGCGGGCCUGGCGCAGCCUCUGGAUCGGGUACUCCUUCCUGAUGCACACGGGGGCUGGGGACCAAGGAGGAGGGCAGGCGCUCACGUCGCCUGGCAGCUGCCUGGAGGACUUCAGAGCCGCCCCGUUCCUGGAAUGCCAAGGCCGGCAGGGGACGUGCCACUUUUUCGCAAAUAAGUACAGCUUCUGGCUGACGGUGGUGCAACCACACUUGCAGUUUGCUGAGGCACCGUCGCCCGACACCUUGAAGGACGGCCAGGCCCAGCGGCAGAAAAUCAGCAGGUGCCAGGUCUGCGUGAAGGUGAGCUAGAGAACCCGGGACUCGCGGGAUGCCAGGAGGACCUUCCUGGCGGGGACCCGGUCGUCCCAGGCUGUGCCGGGAGCUUCAAUGGUGCUCAUUUCGGGCCCCCGUGGUGGGGGUCCGUGCUGCCGCCCCAUGGCGAUGCCCACAGUACUGUACUUCCCUGCUCCGUGCUGGACAGACGAAGCAAAUGCUGCGUGUGUGGAUGUGGUUGCCCUCACCGACCUGGAUGCGACCCAGACACCCUUAUUCUACGGAGGAGGGGCAGAAGGGUUGGCUUUCUUUAUACGUAUAGAAAAGCUAAGUCACAGGAAGGCAAAUAGAUGGCAGAUUACAAAUUACAUUUACUGAAAACCCCAUUCAUUGGUUAAUAGCCCCUCAAACCAUGGAAGUCAAUUACCCUGUGAUACAGGGGGGCUUCCGGAUGGAUUUUACGGGGGGGAAAAAAAAUAAAUAGGCCAACAAAUGAAACUGGAAUGUAGAGAUUUCCAACAUUUCAAAAUGAUUUCCUCUGUCAUCUACUUUUUCAUGCACUUUAAAUAAUUGUAAAACCAUGACCCCAGGAGAUUUAAAAAACAAAAAACCCACAUGGCCGGCAUUAACCGUUCAUUUCAAAGCAGAGUGAACCGUUGUGGCAGAGAGGACCCCAGUUGCUGGGUCCAGGGAUGCGGCAUUAGCAUAAAUACAUUACAGAUGCACGCACCACAUUAUGUCCUCCGCGGCGCUGUUCGGAGAACAGAGAAAUGCCUGCUCGGGCAACCCCUUUUGAAAAGUAGCAAUUAUGGAAAAAAUAUAUUCAGUAUAAGGGAUUAAGAGCCUAAAGGCUAUUAAUGAAUAUGAAGACAGUGAUUCACAAAAACUGACUUCCCAUGGCCGUGAACUUCCAGACAGACGGCAUUUCCCCAGUCGGGGUCCGGCCUGUCCCUGGUGCGUGCGUGCGUGCUAAUGGGCCCCCAGCCACAUGGGGCUCCCCCAGGCGGCACGUGGCUCGCACAAAGCGUCUCGCUCUCCCCGGCGGCCCCCCGUGGAGCUGGCUCGCAGCCCGCGGUGGACCCUCCGCCUCCUCUGCAUAAUAGCCGCUCACACGGGGCAGUGACAGGGCCAUCAUUAUGCAUGUGGGGGAAAAUGAAGGGCUGACUUAAUUAAACUUAGGUAAGAAGAUUCACUGGAAGUCACGGUCACCCUACCAGAAAGGCACGGCACUAUCUUUAAAUGAAACAAAGACGACCUGCCAUUUGAAUUUUAUAUUCCUGUCAUCGAGUUGCACAGGAGCCUCCUGUUUCUCCAGUUUUAAAAACAUCCCUUUAUUUUCUAUCAGUAUUAUAUACCAGGGAAGCCGUGUGACAUUUGGUAUUAGUAUUUUCCAUAAAGGUUUAGAAGUUAUGUCAAUUUAUAAUGAGUCGUUUUCUGAAGAGCAAAGGAUAUGGUUUCCGUCUCGCUGUGGUUUCAGUGGUCUGACCCUAAAUAUCCAAAGGCUGGUUGGAAAGGAUUUUUAGGAGACUUGCCUUUCUCAUUAAAAAAAAAAAUGUCACUUUAGAGAAAAUGAAAGACAUUUCUCAUGAGAGAGUGACACAUUGUGGUGCUUAGUUUCAGUGUGCUAACAAAUAAUCGAGAGAGGUUAAACUCAGUUAAAAGCUCGUUUAUGAGGAAUGUUAGCCAUGCCAAACACCGACCGGGAACGUGCCCUUCUGGGCAGGACACACUUCCAGUGGGUCUUGUCAGGGGUGUCCCUGGUGACAGUGCAUUUUUAAGAACACUUUCCGGUAAGAAGAAAAAGGUACACUUUCAGAUGAGACGCUUUCUUGAUGUGCCUAGUUCAUACGACCCGCUUACUGAUUCUUUUAAACUGUGCUAUGUUAUGUCCCAUAUUUUUGAGCGCCUGAGGUUUAAGCUCUUGCUGUUUCUACCAGUGAUGCUCGCAUCACACCCCCAGAGGUUGAACCGCCAGCCAAUGCCUUAUCCUCAAAGACUGAUUGAGUUGAGGGAGAGGAGCAUCCGGGAAUUCCUCCAGGGGACUUGGAGCUGCCCACCCACGCUCUCCCGUCCCUCCACGGCUCCUGCCGGGUCUCGUCACACUUCCUCCUCUCUCCGGCUGGACCCGAAGCCCCUCCCUGCCCGCACCUGCCAGGGCAGGGCCGGCCCCACUCCCCUCUGUGUGCCCAGUACCCACACGGAGCUGAGCGCAUAGCGACACGGUUCUUUUUUCACUGGCAACUCAGUGGGCACCGUGAGGCAUUAGAGGUUUUGCUUUGCACAUGGGCUUCUCCUUGGCGGAACGGUGACCGGCGUGAACCAUUUCUUAUUUCCAAGUAUUUGAAUGUGACGACCUGUGGGCAUAGCCGUGAUCUCUUCUUACAACCAUUCACAGGACACCAAUUGAUAAACUGGAACCAUCACCCCCCUCCUGGAGAAGAGCUAUUUUUGCAGAAACUGACAUUUCACAGAUGAGAGCUGAGAGUUUGGGCUGAGGGAAGACUUCUCAUUGACAUGGGACAUGACUUGACCCGGGCUGAAUGCUGCCCUCCCUCGUGGUGUGAGCGUUUCCUAGCCCAAGAUCUCCUCUGAAAACGGGGUGUCCGUGUUCCCGGUGCUAAGAAAACCGUCGGCGGGACGGUGCCCGACGACUGGAUCUCACCAAAGAUGUUACUUUGAGCCUCUCAGACAUGACAAUGAAACAAAUCAUUCUGUGCGUUCCAGGAAAGCACAUCUGGUUUGUGCUUCCAUGAGCUCACCAGACUAAUUGGAUAAUUGUUACUUUUAUUUGGUACGGCUUUAAGGAGAGUGGGAAAAUGUGGGCCUUCGAACUGGUUGAACCCAGGUUUGAAUCUGGCCCAGGCACGCUCUGCUGGUACCGUGGGUGAGUUCCACCAGUUCCCUGGGCCCCACUUUCCUCAUGUAUAAAGUGGGGUGUCACACCUACUCUCGCACUGGAAGUGAAGUUCGAUUGCAUGCCUGAUACACAGCAAUCACUGUGUGCUGAUUACGGUCACCUGUUCCAUUGAAAACCAACCACUUCAUAUGAAAAAUGUUUGUUUCUUUUUUUUUACAUAGAAUUAUGCUUCUCACAGGCAUAUAAAUUACUAAUUAGAAUUAUUUAAACGUGGUCAAUUCUUAAUGUCUGAAAGGGCUAUUUUAUAUCAAUUGUUAAAAUGACUAUACCACACACACGAAAAAGUCACAGUUCUUACAGGGACAUUACCAGGAAGUUCUGCAGGGAACAAAACAGCUGACAUUAAAAACCAGUACUCUGCAACUGUCAUUGUUAUUAUCUGCCAGAGAUUCUGCAUAAUGCAUUUGAAACCACCAAGGCUGGCUGCCACAGUCGUGCAAAAUGCUUGAAUUUUAUGGUGCUUAAAUAUUUAACGAUUCAUAGGAAAAAUGUGAAACGGGUCCAAUACAUUGCAUCCCUUUCUCUAACCUAUGGUUGUAAAGUUAAAGACUUUUAACAUGUACCAUUUGCAAGGUGCCUGGUCUGCUAUUGACACUUAAGUCUUCAUUGUAUUACAACUUAUAAUAUCACUGAUUAUAUAUAUAUAUAAAGUUCUGUGAUGACCUCCCAAAACA